Messenger RNA from Brachypodium distachyon (stiff brome), 936 nucleotides. RefSeq lists its product as uncharacterized. The transcript is spliced from 4 exons. Lineage: Eukaryota; Viridiplantae; Streptophyta; Magnoliopsida; Poales; Poaceae. The coding region runs from base 123 to 653 and encodes 176 amino acids. The record is from RefSeq and is a predicted model, not a curated record.
UCUACUCUGGUACUAACCGAAAUUACCAGCAAGCCCUCGCCCUCCUCCUCACUCUUACACAGUACGCUUCUCCUCCUCUUCUUCUUCUUCCUCUGCUCUCUUCUGCUCUGCUGCGAGAUCCCAUGUCGUCCUCCUCCUCCUCCGCGCUCGCCAAGGGCAAGUUCAAAUUCGAGGCGAAAGGAGGAGGGGCUCGGUCCUCCAUAUCGCUAGCUUCAUCCAAGGCCAAGAUCGCCAGCACCAAGCGAGCAGCGCCCACCCGAGGGAAGGCGGCCAAGAAGGUCUUCUCCCUGCCCGGACAGAAGUUUGAUCCUCCCGAGGAGAGGGAACCGCUCAGGAUAUUCUACGAAUCGCUGUCCAAGCAGAUCCCUUCCAGUGAGAUGGCUGAAUUCUGGUUAAUGGAGCAUGGGCUGUUAUCUCCCGAGAAAGCAAGGAAAGCCUAUGACAGGAAACAGAAACGGCAACAGCAGAUACGAUCGGGGACCCCUAUCAAGUCCACCAGCACUGUCACCAAACAUAAGCCUGAAACUUGGAAGAAACCAAUCACAUCGCACAAUGUGGACUCUUCCAGUUCAAAGGCCAAGAGAAGAGUCGAUUACAGCGAUGACGACGACGACUUCAUUGUAAAACUGAAGAGGUCCAAUUCCAGGGGGUGAUGAUAAUGAUGAUACAUUGGUUGGAUUCGGCGUAGUUUUCGGUCAACAAUAUAUCCUACAAGAAGCUAAUUCUCAGAUAAAUGAAAUUCCCACCUACAGGCUAGAGCAACAAUGGAUGUGCUAUAGAUAGAGUGCUCAGGAAGAGUUGUGCAGAGCGAACUGUCUCUGUUUACUGUUACUCUGGUGCGUCUGUAUUACAUAUUUGUGUUUAAAAGAGGAAAUAGACAAGAUUUGUUGGUAAACAAGUAAUGCAUGGUGAGCGAAUCCCAUUGAUAAAAGGUCA